Molecule: messenger RNA, 806 nt
Organism: Cylas formicarius (sweet potato weevil)
Lineage: Eukaryota; Metazoa; Arthropoda; Insecta; Coleoptera; Brentidae
Product: EEF1A lysine methyltransferase 2
Exons: 1
Coding region: 58-690 (210 amino acids)
Biological process (GO): peptidyl-lysine monomethylation; peptidyl-lysine dimethylation
Cellular component (GO): cytoplasm
Molecular function (GO): protein-lysine N-methyltransferase activity
Source: RefSeq, a predicted model, not a curated record
UGGGUAUAUUACCUUCUUUUUUUUUUAUUAAAAGUAUGGAUUGAAUUUAUCAGUGUUAUGGAAGAAUUAGAAUCAAGUGAAUUAGGAACAUUGGAAUAUUGGGAAAAUCGUUAUAAAAACGAGAUAAAAAAUUUUCAAGAUCACGGCGAUACAGGAGAGAUAUGGUUCGGGGAAGAUAUUGCCGAUAGAAUCGUGCGUUGGUUUAUAAAAAAUGUGGAACCUGAGGCUAGCAUUGUAGAUAUAGGAUGUGGAAAUGGCCUUAUCCUAAUUGAACUUGCCAAUGCCGGUUACAAAAACCUAACUGGCUUGGAUUAUUCAGAAGAAGCAAUUAAUUUGGCAAAUAAUAUUGCCAAAAAGCGUAACUUGAGUGUGAAAUAUCAUGUUUCUGAUGUUUUGAAUGGUAUCAGGGAUAAUUAUAAAAUUAUUCAUGAUAAAGGAACUUAUGAUGCUAUAAGUUUAAGUGAGGGUGCUUCAAGAACCAAGCAAACCUAUUUGCAGAAUGUGCACAAAUGUUUAAAUGACUCCGGAAAAUUCAUAAUAACUUCGUGUAACUGGACUGAAAAUGAACUAAUUGAACAAUUUUCAAAUUAUUUUGUAUUAGAAAGCACUGUUCAGACACCACAGUUCAAAUUUGGUGGUAAAAUUGGUAAUGUUGUGUCUAUUUGCAUUUUCAAAAAAAUACCCACUUGAAUUGUGUGCGUUCAUCAAAAAACACUCUGUUAACAAAUUAAAAACAUUUAUUUUUACACCCACUUGACUAGAAAUACAAAAUGAUGUAAAAUAAAAAAUAAAAGGUAAAAAUACAA